This is a messenger RNA of Atta colombica, 543 nucleotides long. RefSeq lists its product as uncharacterized. The coding region runs from base 1 to 525 and encodes 174 amino acids. The transcript has 4 exons. The record is from RefSeq and is a predicted model, not a curated record. Lineage: Eukaryota; Metazoa; Arthropoda; Insecta; Hymenoptera; Formicidae.
AUGAGCCAAUUAUGCCAAUUAGUCAAUCAUAACGUUAGAGAAAAAAUUCAGCACGGGACAAAUGGUGGAAAGUGCGGAGAAUGCGGUGACAAUUAUUCCUUAUCUCGACCGCGGCCAAAUGAAAAUGGCGGCAUCUAUGGAUCAGGCAUCAUUGUUCAAAAAUAUAAGACAGGAUCUGUCAUCGAUGUGACCGUUAAGCUCACUGCCGCUCACUUAGGUUGGUUUGAAUUCAACCUUUGUCCAUUGGAGACGAAUAAAGAAUUAGAAACCGAUAAAUGCUUCGAUAUGUAUCCCUUACCAAGAGCUGACGGUAAAGGCUAUAAAUAUUCCAUUGCCAUCAAUGUCGCAAAGGAUUACACUAUCAGCUUGGUUCUACCAAAGAACGUUACAUGUAAACAAUGUGUACUUAGGUGGCAUUAUCAUACUGGCAAUACCUGGGGAACUUGUGAAGAUGGGACACAACGCGUAGGUUGUGGCCCCCAAGAAACGUUUAGAAGCUGUGCUGAUAUCACCAUCACGAAUUAAUUUAUCACGUACUUCGGA